Molecule: messenger RNA, 657 nt
Organism: Coregonus sp. 'balchen'
Lineage: Eukaryota; Metazoa; Chordata; Actinopteri; Salmoniformes; Salmonidae
Source: the annotation of a GenBank genome assembly
AUGUGUCUGAGUGAUAGAGCUAAAUACCCCACAUUUUUUCGCACCAUCCCUAGCGAUUACCACCAGGCUAAAGAUUUAGCAGCCCUGGUCAAGCACUUCGGCUGGACUUGGAUUGGGGCGAUACAGUCCAAUAAUGACUAUGGUCGGAAUGGGGUCCUAGCCUUCACUGAACAGGUAAAAAAAACUAGGGGUUUGCAUUGCGUUCGUUGGGACAGUGUUACGAACGUACCAAAGCCGUAAAAAAACUUGAUGUGGUGGACAUGAUCAAACAAUCAACAGUCCAAGUCAUCUUGUCAUUUAUUCCUGAUGAGUGAGGUGGCGAGAGAACAAAACAGACGUUCCGUGGUUCACCAGCGAGGCCUGGAUCACUGCAGCCCGGCCCUCCACCCCAGAAAUAUACAGCUCCUUCGGUGGGGGUCAUAGGAUUUGUGGUGCGGAAGAUGGCCAUCCCAAAACGACAACACUUUCCCAUGGGCAUCAGUCCCUACACAGAUCCAAAGGCUGCCCUUUGUGAGGGAUUUCUGGGAGAAGGUGGUGGGUUGUCAUCCUCGCUCAGCUGGUGAGCCCUCAGGCUCUGAGAGGAGCAGUAACACGCAUAUACUGGAGCGGAGACACUUGUGGACUCACAAUAUCUAUUCUUCAAUGUCACACAGCUGA